Trichoderma atroviride IMI 206040 is the source of this 3179-nucleotide messenger RNA. The record is from RefSeq and is a predicted model, not a curated record. Lineage: Eukaryota; Fungi; Ascomycota; Sordariomycetes; Hypocreales; Hypocreaceae.
CGAAGAGAGAAGGGAAAGGAAGGAGAAGAAGUGUAAUACAAGGAAGCAAGCAGGAUAUCAUACGCGAUGGAUGCAAAAGAGGCGGCUUCAGAGGCACCGCCGCCUUCAACGACGACAGAAGCGCUCAGACUCAGCGAGGCCCAGACGCGGGCGCUGUUUGACAUUCUCACGCACCACGAGACGUAUGGCGAGAUUGAGGGCUUCAAGGCGCCGGAUGCGGUGACGGGCUAUGGAUAUCCCUUUGCGAGGACGAUGAAGGUGGCGGCGACGCAGACGCAGUCGCAGUCGGUGGGAGGGACGCCCAAGUCGGGAUCGGGGCCGGGGACGCCGACGAGGUCGAGGACGCCGGUGUCGUCGUUUUGGCUUGGGGGGAGGGGGAAGGGUGCUGUUGCUGCUGAGGAGGAGGAGAAUGGUGAUGAUGGUGGUGAUGAUGAUGGCGAGGUGGAAUCGACGUCGCCGGUGCUGCAGAUGCUGCUGACGAGGCUGGUGCUGCCGUUUCCCGGCGUGAGGGACCUGCCGGGCGAGUUUUGGGAUGUGCGGAUGCAGGGCCUGCUGGCGAGGUUUGCGGAGGCGGAUCUGUCGGAGAGUUUCGACAAGGGGGCCAUGGGGACGAGGAAGACGCUGGCGACGGGGGCGAGCAGCGUGAUGGAGAUGGUGGCGAGGGGGUUGCUGGGGGGAGUUGAUGGAGAUUUGUAUGAAGAGAAGAAGGACAAGGAGAAGAGUUAUGAUGAGGGCAAGGCGGAGGAUCUGGCGAGGGCGUUUGAGGAUGCGUGGCGGGAGUGGGCGUAUGGGGGGCUGGUGGAGGAGGUGUUUGAUCAUGUCAAGGGGACGGAGGACGUAGAGGGCCAUUCGCCGAUGAUGAAGGCUGCGUUGGACUAUGCCAUUAUCCAUUUGGCCACGUUUGCCCACCACAUCUUCAUCCUCUCGCCAGAGGGCCAGUACCUCCUCAAGCUCAUCGAAAACAUCAACAGCCUGAUCCCCUACAAGAUGAUCAAGCAGACGCUGCGCAUUGGCAACGCCGCCACCAUGAUUAGCGGCAUGAUGCGGCUGAUGCUGGCCAAGCUGAGCGUCACGAGCCUGACGAAUUGGGUUGGGUUGACGGCGAACGCUGACGACGGCAUGAAUCUGCUGCAGCGCAUCAUCUCGCUUGUUUUGUCGUGGGACGCGUCGGAGUUUAGGAAGAGCGCGGAAAAGGUUGAAAAGUCAAAGAGCGAUGCGGCGCCGACGGAGGAGAUGCUCGAGGCGAUUCGGGUGUAUGUCUCGCUGCCGAGGAGCGAGCAUGUUGCUGCAAGAGAGGAGAGCGUCAAGAGCGGGAGAUCCAUCAUCGUGACGAUUCUUGAGGCGUCGGAUGGGCGGCUUGCGGCGGGCAUGACGGAUGCUCAGCAUAGGCUGUGUCUGGAGUACUACUCGGCGCUGCUGUCGGUGCAUGACCGCGAGGCGAUUACGGCCGUCUUGUGCCGCACGCCGCCGGAUCUGUUUACGCAGGCGGUCAAGGACGUGGUGGGUGCGUACGAGCCGAUUAUUCGGAGCGUGCAUUCGCGGGUGGAUUUGCGGUUCUACUUGGAGGCGACGCAGGGGUUCAUUACGGAUUUCAUACGGGCGAGCAGGCCGAAGAAGAGGAGCGAGGGUCAAGGGGAUAGGAUGGCGAGCGUGGAGGAUUACGUGGUGCUGUUGAGGAAUAAUCGCGGGCUGCUGUAUCGGUGGAUUCAUGACUUUGCGGAGAAUUGCCCCGAGGUGUGGGAGGAGUUUCGGCGGUGGGCCAAGGAUGUGGCUGUGCGGUUUAGACAGCCUCGUGGUGAUGAAGGGAGGAAGAGUAUGAAGGAGCUGUUGAAUGGGUUGUUUGCUUCUCUUGACGAGGCCACGAGAGAAAAGGUGCUUGAGGCGAUUGAUUCACACGCGCGCUAUCUCGAUUCCGUGACGCGGCUUUCGCAACGGCGCUUGCAGAUGGUUAUCAACGCUACUGCUUCUUCUGCUGCUGCUCAUGGGUCCAUGACGUCUGGGCCGGGCGUCUAUCUCUCGCAGUGGCAGUCCCUGCUCGACACGACGGUCAUUACGCCGGCGUCAAGGGAGGGCCCCCCGCGCCAUGGCGAGGAUGUAAAGUUUGUUACGACGAUGGGCAAGUUGGGGCUGGGGGGGAGGAAGUUGGCGGGGAGUAGGGGGGAUGGUGAGGAGGAGCUGAAGGCGCCGGAUGUGAGUGUUGUGGUGGAGGUGUUGGGGGAGAAGUUUAGGGGGGUUGUGAGGGGGAGGGCGAGGGAGGGUUGAUUUUGGAUAAUAGUAUGGCAUCACAUGGCAGAGAGAGAGAGAUGUUAAAUACUGCGUGUAUUGUGUAAAAGAUAUGUAGGUGGUAAUAAUGUGGCAUGUAUAAUAGCAAGCCCAAAUAUGAAGAUGAAAUGUUAAGGAUGCUCUUGGUAGCGUUCAUACAUGAGAUCUGAGCUCUUAAACAUGAUAACAAUAGCCGCCACUACUUUUUACAAAAAGGGUCAUCCUCCAAUUCAGCACUCAAAACGGGUCCGGAGAGCUGGCCCAUCGGCGAGAUGGAAUCUCAAUGUAGAAGGAAGCCCUUUUGUGGCCUUGAUGCUGCCUUCCACUGGCGGACGCAGGCAUUUCUGCUCCGGCAUCCCCAGCGCUGUAAAUCUCAAUGCGAGUUGUCGUUUGACGAACGGGACUCGAGGCGUCUUGUUCGUUUUGAGAAUUCUCUAGUAACGCUCUUAGCGCAUCGCCAUUCACUUCGUCGUCACGUCUAUCAUCGCUGGAUGGCGGAGUCGGCAAAGCGGCCUCGGCACCAAAGUCUGGCGGUGCUACCUGAGGCGUGGCAGGGAGCGGCUUGUUGAUGUUGGCACGGGCUGCUGCUGCUGCACUGCGUUGGUGGAGUUUCGCGGCGAGUUCCAGGAUGGCGGUUUGGGCGCCUGCAGGGCACUGCUCGAUUUGGCCGACACAAUAUGCCAGGCCGUCGAUGUAAGCGUCUGCUGCAGAGGGCAGUGAUCCUGGUGCGUGUUCGGUGGGAGUGGAGGGGUCGGCGUUGGUUUGGUUGAUGGCGGUGUCACCGUUGCAGCUAUCGCCGGUGAGGUUGAUAAUCUCGGCGGCAGAGCGCUGGUCGCGGGAGAGGUCGAUUAGGUCAAUAGCGCGGACCUCCUCUGUCAUCUCGGUGAUGAUUGUCACGCAGUCGUCCAUGUCAAUGU